Drosophila ananassae is the source of this 939-nucleotide messenger RNA. RefSeq lists its product as uncharacterized. The record is from RefSeq and is a predicted model, not a curated record. The coding region runs from base 96 to 752 and encodes 218 amino acids. The transcript is spliced from 2 exons. NCBI's taxonomy places the organism in Eukaryota, Metazoa, Arthropoda, Insecta, Diptera, Drosophilidae.
AUUGGAGCCUAAUCAAAGAAUAAUAUCAUUGGGUUCAAUACCUUCGACAAAGUAAAACCAUCAGCCGGAAGUAGUCAUAAAACUAAAUUAUAAAAAUGAAAUUCCUUGUUGGGGCCUUCGUUCUGAGUCUGGUGGCCUUUGUAGCUGGUCAGUCUUCGAAUGCUGCCGCUUUGGAACCGUCCGCGGAAUAUCUUCCACCAGUGGGCGACAGUGAAGCUGCUCAGCUAUCCGAGGAUGGAUACCGUUAUAAAACUGUACGUAGAUUAAGGCUGCGACACCGCCGAGAAGUCCCCAACCAAGAGUAUUUGCCUCCUUUGGUAAAAGCCCCCAGUCAAGAGUACUUGCCGCCAGUGGAUGCCGCCGCUAUUGGGGAUACCAAGGUGGCCGACGAUGGGUACCGUUACAAGACCGUGCGCAAGCUGAAGUACCGCGCCCGCCACCGUCGUGACGUUUCCGAGGUCGCCGAGCCUAGCAACGAGUACUUGCCGCCUGUCGAGGUCGAGUUGGCCCCCGAACUGAAAACCGUACUUGGCGACGAUGGUUAUCGCUACAAGACAGUACGCCGCCUAAAGUUCCGUCGCCACCGCCGGGAGGCCGCUGCUGAGAGCGUACCCAACAGCGAAUAUCUUCCUCCUGCAGAAGAACCAGCUAUUGAAGCUGAGCCCAAGGACGCCGAAGAGGGAACUGAGCUGGCUAAGGACGGAUACCGCUACAAGACAGUUCGUCGCCUACGUUACCGCCACCGUCAAUAGGUCUACCAACUCUUACUCGGCAUAUUGAACCCAAUUGAUCCUAGAACCACUCUUAGAAGUUGACCAAGUAAAACGAUAGCCUUUUGUUGUACUAUUGAAGUUAAGCAAACCAAUUUUUCCUGUUUUUAACUCAUAAACCUUUAUUAAUCCCAGCAUAUGGAAUAAUUAAAUAUUAUUCGAAAAAAUA